AUGGACUGCUUGGUCAAAGUGUUCGAGAAAGUUGGAAUGGAGUCACUGCUUUUGGAUGUUCCUUUUGUGUGCAAGUCAUGGUACAAGCCGACCCUCAAUCCUUCAUGCUGGCAACUGCUCAUUUUCCCAGACAACAAAUGUAUCGAAGUCUGGCCUUGGGAUGUGUCUGAAUGCCCGGAUUUUCAAAAUCUUAUGGACAGAUUUGCGAGUGAGUAUGAUAUUGAUGGGGAUCGUUGCUCUGUCACCGCUUUUUUAAAGUUUGUGAUCAAUCGGAGCAGUGGAAACGCUACUGUGCUCAAGCUUCCCAAAUGCUGCACAGUAGAAGCCUUUGAAUUUGCUGCAAAUGUCAUUUUUGUUGUUGUGGAAUUUGCACAGGUGUCCUGGCCUUGUGACUUUGAGUUUACCAUGAGAUUUAUUGGACAGCAAACACACGAUCCUAGAGCUGAUUGGCAAGUGGAAAAAUUUGGAGAUCUGGUGAUGUUGGACGCCAGAGAUUGUUCUAGUUUCAAUGAGAACGACGAUGAAAUAUCAAAGCUUGCGUAUCAUAUUAGUAAAUUUAUGUGCGAGGGUUCUGAAUUUCCUGAAUUUCUUCGUGGUAUGGACAAUUUUGUUCUUCCUGUUGAUGGAUACUCAUUUCAUUUGCAUGUGGAUGAGACGUGGGAUGAAAUGCUCAAUGAUUUGCGCGAUGUGUUCAAUGAUUUGAGCGACGAGGAAUGA
Molecule: messenger RNA, 717 nt
Organism: Prunus armeniaca (apricot)
Lineage: Eukaryota; Viridiplantae; Streptophyta; Magnoliopsida; Rosales; Rosaceae
Source: the annotation of a GenBank genome assembly